Molecule: messenger RNA, 4124 nt
Organism: Paramuricea clavata
Lineage: Eukaryota; Metazoa; Cnidaria; Anthozoa; Malacalcyonacea; Plexauridae
Source: the annotation of a GenBank genome assembly
GUGGUGAAAUUUGACUGGUUGUCAAUUUCAAAGCCAAGAACCACCGGGGAAAACUGUCAUGAAAUUAUCCAAAUUUCAGCUGCUUUUUGUUUAAUUUUAUAUUUGUAAUCUAUCGUAACUUUUUUUUACCAUGCUAUUGAGAUUGCAGUGUGUUUUAUGCGUUCUUGCAACGGUAAGUUUUGAAAUUAUUGUUGGGACACGUCGUUUGUUUAUACGCUUUCCCUUGUGUUCUACAUGGCGUUUUGUUGUGCUACAAACGUGUUUACUUUUACAAUUUUUAGACACGUUUGUUUCUGCGAACUGUUUGCGAUGCAAGUGUCGUUGAUUUAACCCAUAACAAUGUAGACGCCGAGCUGGGUUAGUAGAAGUAUUUUUUGUCGAUAUUUCUAAAAUUCUGUACAAGCUAGCGUCCUGACAAAUUUAUGAAUAAUUUUUGUUGUCAAUUUGCAACCAAUUUUGUAUUCUUGCUAACUUUUACCCAUUUAUAUUUUCAGGUAAGGCCAAGGUCACAUUUGUGAAUUUCUACGCCGAUUGGUAAGCCAUUAAACGUAUUUUAGUUGUACAUUUAAUGCAACUUUUAUACAUUUUAAAAUAUAAAAGCUCUUGUCUUGAAAAGCUCAAGUUACCCGCUUCGUACGUAUUUAACCAGUUGUGAUGUCACUCAAUUUAAUAAAAAAUAUUUAAUUUAAACGAGUAUAUAUUAGUGAUAUUUUGCUUUAAUAAUUCUAAAUUUAAAGCACCCUUUGGAGAGCAGCUUGCAUAAUUAAAAAGCAUUUUGUUUCUAAUCUUUCUACUCCAUAUGAGAUUCAAUACAAUAAUUCAUAAAUAAUUUAUUGCGGUACAUGCUAUAUUAAAGUCAUUUGUAUAAUAAUUGUAUGUCGGUAAAUAUGGCAGUGUCUGGCAACCAGUAAUUAGGGUAAAAAUUUGUGAAUCUAACUAUGUUUUCCUUUUAAUAUUACCAAAAUUCUUGUUGACAUGGGGGGGGGGGGAGUUGUAAAAUUUUUGGAAAGGGUUAAAAAUUUUUGGAAGGACUAGGGAUUUAAAUCCCGCAUAUUCCAGUGAGGUUAUAUUGGGUCAUUCCAAAAAACAUCCACAGCUCCCCCACAGAGGAAAUUGGAAUUUAACCCUUCUCCCCUCCUACUCCAGGUAUCACAAAUUUCCAAACCCAGAAUGCAUCCUACUAGUAACACAGAAAUCCUAAUGUUAUCAAUGUUUUCCAUAUGUCUUAUCUCUAACAGGUGCAGAUUUAGUCAGAUGUUGAAACCCACAUUUGAACAGACUGCGAAUAUUCUAAAAGAAGAAUUUCCUGUACGUUGUAACACAUGUUGCUCUUUCUAUAUGCUGCUAACCUGAGUAUCAGGCCGUACUUUGUAGGGCACAGGCACGCCUGAUCGUGGGCGAAGGGGAGAAAAGUACGGCCUGACACAAAAGUGGCAUUUUGCCUGGUUGUUCAGUCCAGAAUCUGGACUGAGCGCUGAUUGGCCGAUUAGACAAACGAUUUUUAAAUCUAUCAUUUGAUUGGCUGGUGCUAAUUAGAUUAUACUAUUGUUGUUGAUAUAUUUUAUAACGAUCACAAUUCACAACUACAAUUAUAGCCGGCCCACUAAACGGUUGAAUUUAAAUUAAAACUGCAGUAAAAUUAGAAAAUAAUCGCAAAUUGGCGAAAUAUAUUGCAAAUGUAGCUUAUAUUAAAUCGCCAUCAGAUUGCACUAUCGACUGACGUAUAGUUAUAAAGUAUACUUUACAAUUAUACGUCAGUUUGUUGAUAAAUACGGCAAGCGCCAUGUAAAGCUCAUUGUAGUCACUGAAACCUCUGCGGAGGAGAGAGCAAUCGGGUGGCGAUUUAAUAUAAGCUACAUUUGCAAUAUAUUUUGCUAAUUUGUGAUUAUUUUUGUUAAUUUUAUAAGUUCAUUGCAGUUUUAAUUUAAAUUCAGCCGUUUAGUGGGCUGCCUAUGCUAUAAUUAGAUUGUUGUUGUCGUUGUGUGAAAUUUAAAUGUCUCCGGCGACAUUUUGAUUGGAUACUAAAUAUAAACUUUGCUGUGGGCGGAAAGCGAUCAGGUUAAGUUUUGUGUCAGGCUCUAUUUGUAAAAUAGAGCCUGAUACUCAGGUUAAUAUGCUGCUAAAUUAUUCUAUAUGUGAUCUUGACUUUAACCCUUUAAGUGGCAAUGCUCCCUGAUGCGCCCUCAUUUGGUAUUUUACUCUAAUGCCAGACGAUUUUACUCUUCAAGUGGAGAGUGCUGCCACUCAUUGGGUUAACCAAAAAAUCUGACAAUGCCUCUAGUUAACCCAUUGAGCCGCAAGGCGCCCCAGUGUGCCCUACUUAUUUUUUACUUGUCUAACACCAGAUGAUUUUACUUGUUAAUGGGGAAGCUCUGCAGCUUAAUGGGUUUGGUGGCAGUGUACACUGGUGCGCCCUGCUUAAUUAGUAUUUUACUCUGUCUAACGCCAAACGAUUUUACUCGUCAAGUGCAGAUUGAGUGCUGCCACUCAAUGGGUUAACUUUAAUGUUCACAUUUUGUAAAAGUUGUUUUAUUGUUUCAGAAUGAUUUAGUAUUAGCAAGAAUAGACUGCGAAAAUCAACAAGAUGUCUGUCAGAGAUAUAGCGUCAGUAAAUAUCCAACACUGAAAAUAUUCAGAAAUGGACAGGUAGAUAAUUGUACAGUUUCAUUAUGACGAACGAGCUUUUGUCGAUAGGGAUGCAACUACCUGAAAAUAUAUAAGGAGAAUUUUGAGCAAAGGCCUGUCGUCCGUACUCCAGACAAAGGCCUUCGCUCGAAAACGUCGAAAUUCUCCUUAUAUAUGUUCAGGUACAGUAGUUGCAUCCCUAGGCCUGAAAAAAAUACCUGUGGUUCCGGUUCCCGACCGACCCUAUUUUUUCUGCCAACCCUAUUAUUUUUUCAACGUGAUUGACCGUGCAACCCUAUGGAAAAUAUCUCGCUGUGUAUUUUUCAGUAUCUCACUCUACUAUAUAAUAAAAAUACUGGUAUCUUCUAUUUUAGGUGACGAAACGAGAAUUUCGAGGUCAGCGAACUGUCGAUGGUCUCUCUAAGUUCUGCCGUGAUCAAUUGACAGAUAGAAUCCAUGAGUUUCAUGCAUCUCAAGAUUUAAAUAUAGAAGUAUGUACAUCAUGCAAACAUAUAUAUGGUUUUGUUUCAUACGUUUGUUUCAUAGUUUUAAAAUUUUGAAAACAGUGCUCUUUGAAGACGGGAGCCUUUUUAGUACCAUGCAGAAUUACAUUAAUUUAUGUUUUCAUUCAUUACAGCAAUCUAAAAGAAAUGUGAUUGGUUAUUUUGAUUCAAAGGAGAGUGAGAAUUAUAAAGCUUUUGAAAAGGUUGGUGCUUGAGCUAUCAUACAGUUGCCCCUGCUGCUCCCCCCCAGGGUGUUAGCUAGGCGGCCGUCCGACCGUCCUAUGGACGGCCACUUCUGAAUUCGGACGCCUAAAUUUUAAUGGAUGGCCAUGGACGGCCUAAGGGAAUAUUUUCUUUAAAUAGCAAUUUACAAGCUUUGUAAUAUUUCUUGAAUACUUCGAAUUGUUGUCAUCUGCUGUUUACUUUACUUAUGGUAUAUGUUUUCAUACUUUUUCCCAUCGAAAUCCCGUUGAAUAUGGCUGAAUUCCACAACAACAAAAAAUUGCGGCCACGCCCAAAAACAUGUGACCACGCCCACAAAAUUAUUUUGGACGGCCACUUUUGAAAUCCUGGCUAACACCCUGCUCCCCCCCACCCACUGUGUAUGGCCCUGACAACUUCAGACUGGCCACCUCCAUAAAAGUAAAAUCUUCAGGCAUGUCACUUGGUCUGUACUUAUUUUGUUCCAUCUCUCAUUCUUUGAUUUUCUCUUCCAUUUUAGCUGGCUGACCAAAUGAGAGAUGACUGUGAGUUUCAUGUUGGAUUUGGGUAGGUCACAUUUGUCUUGUGGAAACUUUUGGAGAUAAUGCAUGUCACACACGAAAUAUUAGAACUCCUAUGAAGCAAAGAGGAAAUUUUAAAGCCCAUUGUAUUAAUUCUAUUACUUUACGUUUCAGUGAUGCAUCGGCAAAGGAACGAGAAAAUGGUGACAAAGUUGUGUUUAAGACAAAUGUAAGUUUCUGCAUUUCUUGGCAUUUUGAUAAAGUGGACUUUUCA